AUGCCUCGCACGCGCAGUCGUCAUGCAACCCGCAUAUCCCGACGCAGUCCACCCCGCGAAACACAUUCUGGGGUCGGUAUUCGUCCAAGUUUGAAGAAAAACGACAUUUGUGUCGGUUGUAUAGUAUGGCUUCCGUCCAAAUUGGAAAGCGAUGGAGAUUUAGUUUGUAACCGUGGGAAAAGUUGUUGUAAUGGGAGAUGCUUGGAUGAUGAGGGGUAUAAUCAUCCGGUUGUGAUUUUGGAGCAUGAAGGAGACGUUUGUUCUGUUGCUAUGGUAGAGAAUCUCCUUUUUAUUUGUUCGAAGUUAUUGUUUGAAGAGAAAAUAAAGAGGACAUCCAAACCCCGUCAAAAGUACAACCAGAAAACCCGCAUCGCCAUAUCUCAAACCCCUCAAAAUACAGGAGACCUGGAUACCGAUCCUGAGAUAAAGCUCUAUCUUGAAGCAGGAGAAAUGAAUAAAGCCUCAUUCAUUAUUACUGAGCAUAUUUUUCCAAUCCCCUUCUCAACGCUCCGAGCUAUUAGCUUUAAACCCGAUUCCAGAGCUUUCGAUACAAGACUUUGUAAAACGAGCUAUCUGGAAUUGAUGAGGAGAUUUGAGAUGGAUAAGGAUAAAGUAGAAUGGAUGGAUACGGUGGUCAUGAAGGGGAAACAAGGGAAUGCGAAUGCUGAGAGGAGAAGAAAGGGGCAGAAGAGACCGAGAGUUACAUUCAGAGAUCCAUGGGAGGAAAUCAGAGGGAAUACAUUGGUUUCGCAUCAAAACUCUGAGAGCACAACACGACCUCUAGAUCAGAGAAGUCUUUCCGAACCAAUCCCAUCUACAGAUUUCCCCAGCCUUGUCCAAAUAACUCCACAAACACAUACUGUUCCCACAACCCCGUCACCAGGAUGGUACACCUAUAGCCGUGCAACUAGUCUCGCGAACGAACGCCAAUCUCUCCUCCAGCAACCAUAUCCUAUCCCCUCUCAUCUUCCGCCCUCUCCAUUGCCUUCUCCACCUUUGCCAACAGGACAUCAACAAUACCAUACGAAUGUCCCAUCCCGUGCUCCACGCCCAACUUACCACGUUGCGCUUCCGUCAGUGGAACGCUAUGAUCGUUCGCAUUGGGAUGCAAGGAUACGCAAUAGUAAUUCUCGGACUAAUGAUUUGGAGGGAGGAAGAUUCUGUGUUAGGAACGGGAGUAGGAACGGGAAUGGGAACGGGAAUGGAGAAGAGGGAGAAAGAUAUGAAGGUGGCUUGUUUGUGCAGCUUGUGGUUGUAUUUUUGGGACUGGGUGGAUUUGUUUGGUGGCUGUAUGGGAAGUAAUUCAUUAAUAAAAGGUCAGAGACUUUACGAUUGUAGAGGUAAAUGUGAUGACGAAUUGAGAUUCGGGAAGAAAUGAUUGAUUUAGCGAGGCAUUUUGAGGGAUCCAUAUAUGUAUAUGAGGCGUUUGGCUUUGAAUAUUUAUCGAAACUAUUUUCUUUAGCGCAGCCGACUCGUGAAGGGGAAUGAAACGGUCAAUGUUGAAUAGUUCGGAGCAAGUUCGAAGCAUAGUGUUGUAUCCCCUCGCGGGUGACACGAAACGACCCUGCCCUGGCGUUGGUGGUGACUUAUAACCAAUCAGAAGGGGUUUUAUGAAUUUACAAAUAUAAAAAAGGCCUGCAUAACGUGGUUUAUCAGCAUGUGCACCAUAUCAGCAUGUGCACCACUUUACCUCAAUUAUCUAUAUUAUAUUAAUAUAAAAUAACAACAAUACUAUAAAAUAGAAUCAAAUUAUAUACAAU
Molecule: messenger RNA, 1760 nt
Organism: Botrytis sinoallii
Lineage: Eukaryota; Fungi; Ascomycota; Leotiomycetes; Helotiales; Sclerotiniaceae
Exons: 2
Coding region: 1-1302 (433 amino acids)
Source: RefSeq, a predicted model, not a curated record